Chelmon rostratus (copperband butterflyfish) is the source of this 4113-nucleotide messenger RNA. It is a transcript of the gene chst6, whose product is annotated as carbohydrate sulfotransferase 6. Gene Ontology annotation, cellular component: Golgi membrane. Gene Ontology annotation, molecular function: N-acetylglucosamine 6-O-sulfotransferase activity. The record is from RefSeq and is a predicted model, not a curated record. The transcript has 3 exons. The coding region runs from base 341 to 1537 and encodes 398 amino acids. Lineage: Eukaryota; Metazoa; Chordata; Actinopteri; Chaetodontiformes; Chaetodontidae. Gene Ontology annotation, biological process: sulfur compound metabolic process; N-acetylglucosamine metabolic process; carbohydrate metabolic process.
GGAGAGGAGAGGACCGCGGGGCGUCGGGACGGAGCACUGCGCACCGGCUCUGUCGACUGGCACCACGGUUGAAAACGAAGCCAAAGGUGAGCAUCCAGACCAUGACACCUCACCUGCCUCCCUCUGACAGUUGUGUUUGAUCAGCCAGCCACAACUGCUGGGAAUCAGAUUUUCGUCUCUGCACUGAGGGAGAAGAGCCUAUUUGCCUGCACCAGUCCAACUCUCUCAUUCACCCUCAGCCCUGUCUUCUUGCGGCGGAGGCAACACGUGGCCCCACAGAGGGCGAUAAAGAGAAAGAUCCACAUCAAGCACCACAGACUGACAGCGACCUCCCGCCAUCAUGCCCCGCUGCAGAGUGAACCUCAGCACUAUGAUUUUCCUGGUGAUCCUGCAGGGGGCAGCGGUGGUGCUGUUCUGUGGCUGGUACGUCCAGCUCAGCCCCUGCGAACCUGCCCCCUCCAAUGGCAAAGUUCACGUUCUGCUGCUGUCAUCGUGGCGAUCGGGCUCGUCCUUCCUGGGUCAGGUGUUCAGUCAGCAUCCGUCUGUCUUCUACCUUAUGGAGCCCGCUUGGCAUGUGUGGACCAGACUACAGAAACCUGGUGCGCGGGUCCUCCGAAUGGCUGUGAGGGAUCUACUACGGAGCAUAUUCCAAUGUGACUUCUCUGCGAUGGAGGCCUACCUGUCAGAGCGCCACAAUGUGUCCUCCUUGUUUAUGUGGAGUCACAGUCGAGCACUGUGCUCACCACCGGUCUGUCCUCUCACACCGCGCAACGAGUUCAGCAACCAGACUCUGUGCUCCCAGACAUGUGAUGCCUUAGGUCUGCGGGUGGUGGAGGAGGCCUGUUCCACUUACAGUCAUGUGGUGUUAAAAGAAGUGCGAUUUUUUGAGCUGGAAUCCCUUUACCCGCUCUUACAAGACCCAAGCCUAGAUCUCCGCAUCAUCCACCUGGUCCGAGACCCUCGGGCUGUGGUGCGGUCUCGAGAACAGUCAGCCAGAGCCUUCGUGAAUGACGACGCCAUCGUCUUGGAGCAGAGAAACACGCCAGCAGCCGAGGUGCAGUAUAAAGUCAUACAGGAGAUCUGCCGUAGCCAUGUGCGCAUCAAUGAGAGGGCCGUCCUGAAGCCCCCACCGUUUCUUAAAGGCCGCUACAAAAUGGUCCGCUAUGAGGACGUGGCGCGCAACCCACUUGAGGAGAUAAAAGACAUGUAUAAUUUUGUAGGUCUGAAGAUGACCAGUCAGUUGGGGGAAUGGAUCUACAGGGUGACCCACGGAAAAGGCAAAGGCACCAAGAAAGAAGCCUUCAAAAUUACUUCACGAAACGCUGCCGACGUCUCUCAGGCCUGGCGCAGCGUGCUGCCCUACAACAAGGUCAAACGCAUCCAGGAAGUGUGUAAAGGGGCCAUGUCUUUGCUUGGGUACAGGACUGUUAACAGUGACAAAGAACAGAAGAGACUUGAUAUAGAUCUACUAGUGCCACAGGAACCAUAUCAGUUUAGCUGGCUACAAGCUAAAACAGAGCAUCCAAGUGAUGGUUAAAACGUGAAAGACAAAGACAUUCAUACCAAGAGACUACAUGGGACUGAAGUCUGUAUUCUGUAUAGGCUGUAUUGGCUGUUUUAAGUCGUUAUUUUUAAGAAAAUAAUUAUCUUUAUUUAAUGUCCUGCCUUCCACCUUAAUGUUAACUUACAACAUCUCACCAACAAACAAAUAUAGAAAUACCUUGAGGGACAAUCCCGCUUCCAAAAACGUUGAAACGCUGCGUAAAACACAAAUAAUACAGAAAGUGAUCAUUAGCUAAUCCCACUUGACAUAUUGAUAUUGACUCAACUGAUAACGGUACAAAGACAAUAUAUUCAAUGUUUGACAUGGGCACAGGUACACUUUGUAAACCUGUUGUUGUGAGCAGUUUGCAUGCAAAUACUUGCAGUCUGCUUUUAUUCAGGUUUUACAGCAUCCCAACUUUUUGGAAUGGAGGUUGUAUAAGAUACUAUUUACGAUCCAAGGAUAUUAGGCUGAUAACAGGAAAUAUUAAUAUGUUCAUUCAUGGUACAGAACACAUAUACCUCUCAGCCCAAGCCCCUACCUUCUGUAAACAUAACACACACACAUUUCACAUUGAUUCUUUGUCCAGUGUUCUCCAUCGGACCCCCCCCUCCCCUUCCCAGCCAAUGCCACAAGUUAUUUUCUAAGUCUUAUAGGGCCUCAUAAAUUUCCCCACCCCUAAAAAUGCUUUAUUUUUAUCUUCAGGCAAAUCAUUUCUCACCAGUUCUCUCCAAAUCUGUUUAUAAAGUUGGGGCCUUUGUGUAUUUUCAUUGUUCUCAAAUGAACUUCCUAAGGGAAACAUAAUCUGUGAAGCAAACAGUAAACAUCUUAUUUAUUUCAGCACAGCUCAGCUGAGGAUGCUGGCUUUUUGAUUUACAAAUAAUUGAUAUCUAUUCUUGGAUUUCAUUCCACACUUCACUCACUUUUCUACAAAACCAGAAGGAAUGCUUGAUGGAGCCACAUUUGACACACUGAACAGCGAAUCUAGAUAAAAUAUGUGAAUUUUAUCUCCAGUGUGGUUUGAAUAUUGUAGUCAUCAAUUUGUAUUAAGUAUAGAUUUUCAUUUGUGGCAGUGCUGUUAGUGAGAGACAAGCAUUUCUCUCACCAUGCUGUUUAUUCUGCCCACAUUGUUCUCCUUCUUUAAACAGAUCAUCCUCAAAGGGUCCUGACACCGAAUCAUAGUGUAAAUGGAAGUUUUCACUAAUCCAUUUUUUUAGUUGGAAAUAUUUAAACAAAUUCUUGAUUCGUUGAUGUGAAUUUGUUCUGACGUUCAGUAAAUGUUGGAAGCCUGUUAGGUAUAAUUAUAUCUAAUGAAUGUUUAAUUCUUCUUGUUCUCCAAGUGCCCUUUUCAUCUCCACAUUUUGGAGUUUUAUUGAUGGAUUAUUCCAGUCUGUGUGUUUGUAGAGAUACUAAAUUGCACUCCUAAUAUUUUUUCAAACGUGUUCCAGGAUUUUAAUGUGCUAUUUAUAACAAAGUGAGAUAUUGUGUUUUGUAAACAUAGAUGUAAAUAGGUUGUGCAGGGUUCUUCAGACGAGUUAUUAAUUAUACAAUCUAUUAAAAACAGCUGUGAGGCUGAAGCUGUUCUGAAUUAGGAAAUUGAAGACUUCUGUUCUUGCCUUUUGACGAUGAGGUAAACACAUCAUUUAAAACAGAUUUGUCCUUUCUGUUUCAUUAGUGGACAGGGCGGACCAUUUGUUAAUGCCGCUUUCCAGUUUGCUCUUUAGAGACAGAGCAUUAUCUUUGUAUAAUUGUUUUUUUUCAGAACUCAUAUUGCAACCUAGGUUUCUUUUCAUUUUUUCACUUGAAAAUUGAAAUUGGAAAAAGUCUUCUGGAACGUCACAAGAUCCUUAAUCAGCUCAUUUUUCUUUAAUGUUUAUCUUAUAACAUGAUAUUUUGCAGAAAUCAUCUAUGAACUCUUGCCUUUAAAGGAUAUGUUCUAGUAUUAGUUAAAUACACAAUAACAUCAAAUCACCAGCAAAUAACUCCAAUUUAUAUUUUUCUUAAUCUAUAUUUCUGCCUCUCACUUCCUCGGCCUGUCUAAUUCCCUGAGCCAAAGGUUCGAUUGCCAGCACGAGUAAGGAGGGAGGUAACAGGCAGCCUUGUAUCGUGCCUCUGUUUAAUCUAAAUGUUGCAGAUUAAGAUCCGUUAAUAUGAAACUGUGCUGUUGGUGACUUAUAAAUUAUCUUUAUCAUGGUAGUUUUUUCUUGAGUAAUUCAAACAUUUCUAAUUCCAGGGCGUCUAAAGCUUCCUCUGCACGGACCACCAUCAGUGUCAAGUCUACUUUUUGAGUCUUGGGAUAUUGUUUUAAUGAAAAACAGGUUCUAAUAUUUGUUUUAAGGGUUCUGUUUUGUAUAAAGAAGGUUUGAUUGUAGUGAAUUAUACCUGGGAGUACCUUGGCUGUUGGAUUGUUUGGGACUUUGGUCGUGAUUUCAUGGUCGACACUCAGAUGGAGUAUUACCCUCCGUCCUGGUUUUGGUAUCACAUUGAUAAUUGCUUGUUACAGUGUUUGUGGGACAACAUGGUGCCUCCAUGUAUUAUUAAUGAUAUUUAAAAGUAAUGAGCUAAUCUGU